Molecule: messenger RNA, 1358 nt
Organism: Pelmatolapia mariae (spotted tilapia)
Lineage: Eukaryota; Metazoa; Chordata; Actinopteri; Cichliformes; Cichlidae
Gene: six2a
Product: SIX homeobox 2a
Exons: 2
Coding region: 1-873 (290 amino acids)
Biological process (GO): regulation of transcription by RNA polymerase II
Cellular component (GO): nucleus; transcription regulator complex
Molecular function (GO): DNA-binding transcription factor activity, RNA polymerase II-specific; RNA polymerase II cis-regulatory region sequence-specific DNA binding
Source: RefSeq, a predicted model, not a curated record
AUGUCCAUGCUUCCGACGUUUGGUUUUACGCAAGAACAAGUGGCUUGUGUCUGCGAAGUCCUCCAGCAAGGGGGGAACAUCGAGCGUCUUGGGCGCUUUCUGUGGUCCCUCCCGGCGUGCGAGCACCUCCACAAAAAUGAGAGUGUUCUCAAAGCGAAAGCCGUAGUUGCUUUUCAUCGGGGGAACUUCCGAGAGCUCUACAAGAUCCUGGAGAGCCACCAGUUUUCGCCGCACAACCACCCGAAGCUGCAGCAGCUGUGGCUCAAAGCGCACUACAUCGAGGCAGAGAAGCUGAGAGGCCGUCCGCUCGGCGCCGUAGGGAAGUACCGCGUCCGGAGAAAGUUCCCCCUGCCCCGCUCUAUCUGGGACGGAGAGGAGACGAGCUAUUGCUUCAAAGAGAAGAGCAGGAGUAUCCUCCGAGAGUGGUACACCCACAACCCUUAUCCAUCCCCACGGGAGAAAAGAGAGCUGGCCGAGGCCACGGGACUCACGACCACGCAAGUCAGCAACUGGUUCAAAAACCGACGGCAAAGAGAUCGAGCGGCUGAGGCAAAGGAAAGAGAAAACAACGAGAACUCUAACAGCAACAGUCACAACCCAUUGACUUCUUCUAUUAAUGGAAAUAAAACUAUUUUGGGGAGCUCGGACGACGAUAAAACACCUUCUGGGACUCCGGAUCACACGUCUCCGAGUCCGGCUCAGCUCCUCGGCGCAAACCCCGGUUUACCGUCCCUGCAUGGCCUUGCGCCCCCGCCGGGACCCAGCGCAAUCCCGGUACCCAGCGGCCCAGACUCGAUGCACCAUCACCACUCAUUGCAUCAUGACACCAUACUGAACCCUAUGUCUUCUAAUCUAGUGGACCUCGGCUCUUAAAAGCCGUCACUGAAGGGAGACGGAGAGCGCCAUUUUUUGAGGAAAAUAAUUUACGAGGUGGUGUGAGUUAAGCUUCAAGCACUUGCGGCACGGUGCAAGGCAGACAGACUGGAACACUGCGAAAACAGCCACCGUAACAAAUCAUUUAGUCUCAUAUUCAACCUUUAAAAUCUUUUUCAACAAGUGGAGAAGGGAAAACCUGCCAGUGAGCGCAACACCUCUUAUCCCCAAACUGAACGAGCCCUUGUUUCGGGGAUUUUCUAGAAUCAAGAGUUCAGAGCAGAGCACUUAAGAACUUUCCAAAUAUACUUAAACAGGACCCUACCGAACUUUUUUCCCCCGUUAAUUCGCUUGAGGAAAAUAUAAUUUGGAAAAAGUAAGUAAAAGUAGUAGUUUUUUGAGAUGGCUUGUUUUGCUGCAGGGCUGGGGAUAAAAAAAUUGAUAAAAAGAAAGAACAGAAGAAAAGAAGGAAGGAAGGAAGAAAA